Messenger RNA from Sinocyclocheilus grahami, 5010 nucleotides. Its product is annotated as zinc finger and BTB domain-containing protein 16-A-like. The record is from RefSeq and is a predicted model, not a curated record. Lineage: Eukaryota; Metazoa; Chordata; Actinopteri; Cypriniformes; Cyprinidae. The coding region runs from base 189 to 974 and encodes 261 amino acids. Gene Ontology annotation, cellular component: nucleus. The transcript is spliced from 5 exons. Gene Ontology annotation, biological process: regulation of transcription by RNA polymerase II. Gene Ontology annotation, molecular function: RNA polymerase II transcription regulatory region sequence-specific DNA binding; DNA-binding transcription factor activity, RNA polymerase II-specific.
UCCCAAAAACAAGGGCUCUGGUCUUAAUACCCUCCUUCUUGUUAUCUGGUGUAAGAGGAGUGAAAGGACAUGUGGUGGGAAGUAAAAUUAUGCUAUUUUGCCUUUGCCAUUUAGCACGCUAGUCGAAUCUCUAGUAUACACAGGUGCUUUCCUGAUUUUUGUGCGAGUGACAUAAAUGGUGUUGGCUGAUGUUAUUUUGUCCUGUUUCUCCCUGCAGGAAGCUGCACAGCGGAAUGAAGACCUACGGAUGCGAGCUUUGUGGAAAACGCUUCCUAGACAGUCUGCGCCUAAGGAUGCACUUGCUGUCUCACUCAGCUGGUGAGAAAGCCAUCGUUUGUGACCAGUGUGGAGCUCAGUUUCAGAAGGAAGAUGCUCUUGAGGCCCACCGGCAGAUCCACACAGGAUCAGAUAUGGCCAUCUUCUGUUUGCUGUGCGGGAAGCGCUUCCAGACGCAGACAGCUCUGCAGCAGCACAUGGAGGUCCACGCAGGCGUGCGCAGCUACAUCUGCAGCGAGUGCAACCGCACAUUUCCCAGCCACACCGCACUCAAGCGCCAUCUCCGUUCGCAUACAGCAGGUGACCAUCCAUUUGAGUGCGAGUUCUGCGGCAGCUGCUUCCGAGACGAGAGCACACUGAAGGGACACAAACGCAUCCACACCGGAGAGAAACCCUAUGAAUGUAACGGCUGCGGCAAGAGGUUCAGCCUCAAACACCAGCUAGAGACCCACUACCGUGUCCAUACAGGUGAGAAGCCGUUUGAGUGCAAGCUCUGCCACCAGCGCUCCAGGGACUACUCGGCCAUGAUCAAACACCUGCGUACCCACAACGGAGCCUCACCGUACCAGUGCACCAUCUGCCUGGAAUACUGCCCCAGCCUCUCCUCCAUGCAGAAGCACAUGAAGGGCCACAAGCCCGAAGACAUCCCCCCGGACUGGAGGAUAGAGAAGACUUACCUCUACCUCUGCUACGUCUGAAGGAGGGAGACGACGGGGAGGGAAGGGAGCAGGAGGGCGAGGGGUUUGAAGCGCCUGGAAACACAGUCAGGAAAUGGAUGGAUUUGUUGGUGGUGCUGGGCAAGGCGGACAGAAAUCUUACCCCGUCAGUAUAGCAAAACAUUAAAAAAAAGCAUCAUGUUAUAGCCGUAUAUGGGAAGUCCACUCUCUACAUGUCAGCUUACGUCCCAAACGUUAAAUAUGUCUUAUCAGUCAAACGACACACACUUCAACAACGAUUCCUCCUCUUCAUAAGGAUGCCCUCUUCUGGUACAAAAACAGUAGUGUGAACCAGACACAGUGUUUAUCUCUCAGAGAUGUGCAGGAAGCACUUAGACCCUUCAGUGGUAACGUGCCAGUCAGGUACUCCACAGCAAAUAUGAACAGUCAUGUUCAUCAGGGUCAUUACUGCAAACUGGAACGUAAGCUUCCUGCAAAACAUGUUCACGAUGCCCGGCUGACAGUCAGCAUGUAGAUCCCUCCCAUAUGAUUCACAUUCAUUAAGGGCUUAUUGGUUUAACCAGCGUACAAAUCAGCUAAGCUCUCAGUACUCUGCUCAUCAAUGUCAUUUAACUUUUUUUUUUCUCUCGGCAUAGCGCGUAUUACAAGCUGACUUCACGACGACAGUUUUUGUUUGAUGUUGAUUUCUCAAGCGCAACAUUUCGAGUUUAUUUCAAGCAGAAUAACACGCACACACUGUACAUGUUCAUGUUAUCUCCUCCUUCGCUUAUCAAGUCUGAAAUCGCUUAACCGUUCGAAACGAGUAACUUGGCAAUACAUACAGAACAUCCAUUACACACUAGAAAUCUAAUCAACUGUUUAUGCUGUUGUUAUAGAGACCAAAAUGAUGACUGAAGCUGCUUUAGUCAGUGGCUUGCAGACUGAGCGGCACUGUGACGUACAGGGCUCGUCCGCACAUAUCCGUGUGUUCGUAGGUGGUCAUGAGGCUUGGCCUGUCCAGCCGGGAACGCUGGGAUGAAUGAACAGAGCAGAUCAACUCUUUUGGUUUGGUUCCUUUCGCUUUGUUUGUGUUUCCUAUUAUACCUUGAUUUACUUCAGCACAUCGUACUUGAAUUACCUCGUUUUUUUGUGACCUCAUGUGCUAGUGUUUUCAUUUUUCCUUUGUUUCUUUAUAUAUUUGACUGUUUGCUUUGCGAGCAGGAGCGGCGUGUGCUUUUAUGUACUUACGAAAUUAAGUGCCAUGGUGAAGAGAGAUUGUCUUUCGUUCGAAGUUUGUUUUUCUUUGCAUUAAUCUUACCAAACUUGGUAUUAUGUUUUUGUUUUGUUUGUUUGUUUUGUUUUACUAACCCUGCUUGUUGAAGAGCUUGUGGGUUUGGUCAUUUUUGUUGUAAGCUACCUCUAAGUUUUGUUUCUUUUUGUUGUUUCGUUUGCGAAAGCACAUUUGUUGUGUUUUGCGUUAUUUCAACUUCAUCUCACGCUUUCAAGUGUUGUACGUCGGAAGCGACGAAUAUGAAAGGGUAGGAUUUGCUUAUAGGAAAGGCGAAUUGAAAAAAAUAAUCAGAACUUUCCCUAUCAGUCCCCCCCACCCCUGUAAAUUGUUACCUUAAGAGCAGAAAAGAGAUUUCUGAAGCCUUAAGUUCGGGGUCGGAGUUGAUCUGGGAGGUGCGUAUGGAACAAGUGAAGUGUAGUACUUUAAAGUCUGGAAAAAAAAAAAACGUUAAACUUGAAAAUAUGUGAAUAGAAUUGUAGUUUUGUAAUGUGAAAAAAGAAGGUUCACAGAGCGUGAGCCGCCAAGAACAGGUCAUAUGCAGCAGUGCAUUGUGCGUUGGACAAUUGGGACUGCAAGUGGUAAUCAAAGACGAAAGGAAGAAGAAAAAAAAAAAACGAAAAAUCCUGUCAGUUGACAUGUUUCUUUGUAUGAGUGUAGUCCUGAGCAAGAGCCAACAGAGGCCAUUUGAUAUAUAAAAUUGUGAUAUUUUUGUAUUAAGUGUCAGUCCCUUUUUUCCAUUUGUUGAGGUUGCAGCGGGGCAAAACUUUGUAGUUCUUUUUUUAUAUCAUUAUUCUCUCGUUUGAAUCGUUUGCCUUGCUCCUCUUCGGUAAUGUUGGACAGUGCGUGAUCCUAUAGUGGUAAAUGUUGCUUUCUGGAUGUCAAUACAUUGCAGGUGAAGGACUAAAUCAGCCACAUUCUCCUUUGUGAAAAUAACAACAAACAAACAAAACUAAAAAAGAUGUGAUGCCAAUGAUCAAUUCCAUUGCACACGAUAUCUCAGACAAAACAAUCAAUGUUGCCAACGUUUUGUUUUUUACUUGAAGUGACUAAAAAAGAAGGGAUGGGAAGACGCGUCAAAGGAAACGUUAAUUGUCGUGUGUCUUGCCGUUGUUUUCUGGAAAACACUGUGAGUUUGGGCAUACUUGCCCCCUGUGAGAAUUUAAAAACUAGUAGCGCCAUGAAAAAAAAAAGGCAGAAAUAUAUAUUUUGUUCUGUAAAUGGAUAAUGUCGACUGAUGUUAAAUGGGUAAAACAGAGUUUUGCAAUAUGUGGCAACAAUACGAGAUAUUAAGUCACAUGUUAGUGUACCUUUUUGAUUUUGUACUUUGCUUUGAGUGUUUUCACUGUGUGUGUGUGUGUGUGUGUGUGUGUGUGUGUGUGUGUGUGUGUGAGCACGUUAGUGUCAAAUGCACUAAUCUGAAGUCAUAUUCUAUGCCACUUUUCUCUCACCGUGAUUAAAAAAUAUUGGCAUCGAUAUAGUUCUUCCCUCAAUGUUCUUCUGAUGUUUCUGUAAUAUCUUUGUGCCUAAAUGAAAUUGUUCAACAAAUUGUCCACAUAUAUCUGCUUAGUUUCUGUAUUUUCAAGAAAAUUAUUGGUGUCUUCAGGGCUCCAGGGGUGCCAUGAUGAUCUCGGAUGGAUUCACUUGAGACGAUUUUUGUUACGUGAUGAUCAUUUGGUCUAUUUUCAGUGGUUCCACUGGCGACCGAUCAGUAUUGUAGUGUUUUAUACACAGCUCGACAAAGACAAGCCAAACAUUCCUUGGAUCGGAAUAAGAGCGUUUUUCACAAUGAAUAUUCUGCUUUGAGGGGGAAAAAUUGAUGUUUGAGAAUCAAACUUACUUUCAUUUCCUCAUUCUUUUUUUGCCUCAGCAACAGGUUUGCUGAUUAAACUUUUCAACCAUGUCCCUUUAACAUUCGGCAUUUGUACUGCCCCUACUAGACAUUUUUAUUUGUUGUUUAAAGUACUUAUGUUAUCAUUGCAUCCCUGGAGUUGGCUCACUGUGUUCCAGUGUGGUGUUCUAGAAAGAGUAGCCAUUUCAUGCUGUGUUGCCAUGCAUGUGCCAUUGAGGUCAAAACUAAACUGUUUGAGUAACAAAGCACCAAGACGUUGUCUUUUUUUUAUAUUAGCACUGAGGACCAAUUGCCCUGUCGGACCAAGCAUAACAAAGCUUUUUAUGUAACAAAGCAGUUUCUCUCUUCCCCCUCUCCUUCUCUGGCUUGUCUGUAUUUUUUUCCUCCCUUGUGACAGCACAAGUGCCAGUCCUGUUGCUCUUUAAGAAUAUAGUGUUUUGUUUCUGGGGAUUUUAUUUUUGUUUGUUCUAUUAUUAUUAUUUGAAUUGUUAUAGUUACGUCUACCUCAGCACCUAAUCUUAGCCUAAUCUUAGAAGGUGCCCAAUUAUUAUUAUUAUUUUUUUCAGUUUGUUGUCAAUUGUACAAAUUUUUAUUUGCAUUAGAGCUUUGCAACGGUCCUCUGUCUUUUCCAGCAACAUGCUAUUUUUUGUGGCACUACUUUCUGAAUGUUGUGCUACAGAUAUUGGCAUCAGUUUCCUGAUGUAGUCUUUCUUUCGGUGUAGGAUCAGACACAUCUCUUUGUAACAUUUCAGUGUUCUCUGAUGGAGUGUGAAAAAAAUAAAGAAUUUAAAGAGAUCGAACGCUGCAGGUUUUCUUCUCAGUGUUGUCACAAAGUAAAUUUUGUGCCUUUAAUAGUGAAAGAUAUUUUUUACAUCCUACUAACAGUAGAUUGUUUUUGUAGUGUUGGUUUUUUUUUUUUUAAUUUAUGAGUCUCAAAA